GCCGAUCUCAAGUGUGAUCCCACGAGAACAUUUCUUGUCUCCAAAGUCUUUCCUUCUCCUCCAUCCCAUCCGUCCUUUUCUUUCUCUUUUUCUUACCUUUGCCCUUUGGUUUCCUGCCCCAGUCCACUCGCAGCCUCGAGUCUUGGAGGCUUUACGCUCGCUUAUUUAUCUCACAUCAAACAUUACUAUCUGUGCUCAAGUUUAGAAAAUGGCUGCUCAGAUUCCUCGCAACGUUCCCCUGGCUGGAAAACCCCCAUUCGCGACAGACGACCCUGAUUCCUUGUUCGACCAGCCCCCGCAACAGCAGCGCAGGAUUCGCCAACCAGCGGAGCCAAACCCCAACAACAGGUCAUCCGCCUACAACAUGUACGAUCAGUAUCUCAAUGGCGACGAUAAUCGUCAGUCUGGUCUGGAUUAUCUUGGAUUGAACAAGCUUGGUAUGAUGGCUGACCACGACAACGACUAUGAAGACGCCAACCCUUUCAACUCCAAGCACGACAAGCACGCCGCGCUCGCUGCCGCCACUCACCCGAAACAACCAGCUCCCAUUCCUCUCGCAGCUCCCCGCCCAGGAUACCCCGCUCCCAUAGCAGCCCUAAACCUCUCACGCCCAUCGCCUGCUGCGACUCCCGAGGGCCGUAUGCCAGCACAUCCACAGAUGUCCCAAGUCUCUCCAGCCCUUCGUGGUGAUGAUCUCUUCGCUGACUCGCCUCGCCUGCCUCCACCCGCGUAUAGCGCCAGCUCCAACUUGGCAUCUGUACCCAAUACACCUCACCCUCUUCAACCACCAAUGACACCCAUCACACCUGUCUUCGCACGCCCCUCCAAGUCUCCCGCUCCACGCGAUGUGAAGUUUGCCCCAGGCGGCGUUAUUCGUGGCAAUUCAGAGGAUGUCUUGAUACCUAAGCGGGGUGAAAGAGGUGAUGACUUCUGGAGACGUUUCAGCAUGGUCGCCAAAGAGGAGAACCAAAAACCCACCUCGCAGAAACAGAGCCCGUGGCUCCGCAAGACUCAAAAUGGUACCACCAGGUUGUCGCGAUGGGUCUGGUUCAUAGCCGUUGUACUCCUCCUUUGUAUUGCAGCUGGCGUUGCCAUUGGCUGGCGUAUAUCCCACAAUACGCCUCCUAACCAAGCUCCCAAAGCUUUUGGUGGUAGUGCCAAUGAAAGUGCGCCAGGAUCGUCAGCUGCUGGUCCCACCUCUUCUGCUCUCCACGUCUCCCCGACCUACACGGUUGAACGCCGAGCCGUUUUCGAUGCUGUACCUACUGGAACGUUCUUUCCUAAGCAGCUCCCUGGCACGUCGAAUAGCUCGGCUCGACUCAGUCGGAAACAUAUCAAGCGUCAUAUUCACCAUUGAAGUUUCUGAUCAAAACAACCGGUUCGAUCUAGUGAAUAACGCUGGAUUAGAGUAAGGAUUUGGCAACCUUUGCUUGAAAAUCUCCAUGGGAUUGGUGCCUUUUUUAAAUGCCCGUUUCCUGUCCGGUCUUUACAGUAGGAUGGAUGCUCCUUGUAUUUAUUUACCCCAUCUGACCUCCUUCUGAUUCACCUUCACCUUUCAUACCCGGCUAUGCAUUGCCUUACCCCUUCCUCAUAUCAUCAUUGGGAAAUUCUCGUCGUUUUAUCCCUCACACAGUCAGAUACGUCGACUACACUUUAUCUUUUUGACUUCAUUACUACCACGAGGAGUUAAUCUCCACGGAUAUUAGAUUUUUGGUGCUUGGUCCAGGAUUAUUGAAAAUUAUGCCUGUUUAUUCCUUCAAUACAAAUGUGAAUACCUAUC
This is a messenger RNA of Serpula lacrymans var. lacrymans S7.9, 1780 nucleotides long. RefSeq lists its product as uncharacterized. The transcript has 4 exons. The record is from RefSeq and is a predicted model, not a curated record. The coding region runs from base 209 to 1357 and encodes 382 amino acids. Lineage: Eukaryota; Fungi; Basidiomycota; Agaricomycetes; Boletales; Serpulaceae.